CUGUGUGUACAAAUGAGGGAUGCGCUCGGGCCCCCGGAGGAGCUCGUAUCCAUUCUAUGUCGAGAGGUUGCUAAUGGCAGAUUCAGCGGAUGCGAGUACUGCAUCUUCUUUGACAUUAGGAGAGGAUUGCUCCAAUGGGAAUGGCCGCAUCGAGCCAUACAAUCAGUCUGAAGCAUCAGUUAACCAAGGGGAUGAUGCUCUCCACGCAAUCAGUGGUAGCUCGGUGGUGUCCUCUCUGUCGCUGCAGGUUGAUGGUGUAGAGGAUGAAGGAGAUGGAGAUGGUGUACAAGAACUGCACGCUGCAGAUGAGGAGCAAGCCUGCGGUGAUGCAGAGGAGGGGUACGGAGAGCACGACCCUGAUGCCAAUAACUCAGAUGAAGUUUAUGUAGAUGCAAGUGAUGAGUAUUUAAGCAAUGAUGAUUAUGUAGAAGAAAGCACCCCCGCAGUGCGAAGCGUGCUAGGCUGGACUAGUUAUCUGUAUUGUGUGUUGUGGUGUGCCCAUGCUGCUUAGGUAAUGAUGCCAUUGCCUUGAUAGUCAGUCUGUUCAAUUAGAAAAAAUGGUAGAAUGUGUCCAUUUCACCUUUAAGCUGGGUGGUGUUAAGAUCAGUUGUAAUCUUCUAGUUCGGCAGGUUUCUAUGUUGGGGUCUUCAAUUUAAUAAUGUAUGUUCGGGGUGAGUGAGGUAUUGUUAAUUAUGUGAUUGGGGAUCAUCUCUUG
This is a messenger RNA of Triticum dicoccoides, 715 nucleotides long. RefSeq lists its product as uncharacterized. The record is from RefSeq and is a predicted model, not a curated record. NCBI's taxonomy places the organism in Eukaryota, Viridiplantae, Streptophyta, Magnoliopsida, Poales, Poaceae. Bases 20 to 511 code for a protein of 163 amino acids. The transcript has 3 exons.